GUUUUAAACCAUGUGGCAUGUCACUCUAAGUCUCUAAAGAGACUGACUGAUAGUACCUGCUAGUCUCGUCUCGAUGGACUAUAGACAAGUGAAGAUAGUCCGAGUUGUUCCUUCUAUACUCUGGUCCACUGGUACUGCAGGACACAUGCAUUGACAGGUGACGUGGUUGAGAAUAAGUCAGUAAUUAUUGAUUACUGAAGUUCGCGCGCUGCUGAUCCACGCACGACAACGUGACGCUUGCCAAGCGGGAUUCGACGAUCCGUAUUGCCCGGGCCGUGAUAUAAGUACUUCAGCUACCGAGAUUCCUCCAAGAUACUUGUUGAUUUCUGGGCAUGUCUACCACGAACAAGAAAACAAACGAAUUCCUUCCUGGUAUCUUGCCACCCCGUGGUACUGGCAGGACGUUGUCGAGCCGCAGGACAGUGGCAUUGAGGGGUCUGGUGGUACUGGCCACUGUAUUCGCAUCCACUUUUCUAUGGAAGGUACCAUAUGGCAUCGGGCCGUACCAUACCCACCAGGAAGUUAAUGCAGAUAUCUGCCCUCAAGUGUCUGAGCUCAUCCCAAAGUCCAAUGGUGCUUUGUGGAAGGCUUUGGGCGACACCUAUGAAACUGAUGCAUUCAAGAUGAGAGCGGUGGACUGGCUUGCAGGGGCUGUUAGGAUCCCAACAGAAUCCUACGAUCAGAUGGGUCCUGUCGGGACUGACCCACGCUGGGAGAAAUUCGGUGCUUUUCACGACUAUCUGUUGAAGGCCUUCCCACUGGUCCAUGCUUCCCUUGAGGUGACGAAAGUCAAUACCUAUGGCCUGAUAUAUGUCUGGAAAGGAACGAGCAGCUCUCUCAAGCCUCUCUUGCUUGCAGCCCACCAAGAUGUUGUUCCUGUGGAGGAGACCACAAUUGACCAAUGGCAGUAUCCACCUUUUUCUGGGCACUUCGACGGUGAGCGAGUAUGGGGACGCGGCUCGCAAGACGACAAAAGCGGGCUGAUAGGCAUCAUGUCUGCCAUGGAGAAUAUGCUGGAGAACAAGUUUCAACCAACCCGAACCGUAGUUUUAGCGUCCGGGUUUGAUGAAGAGACCAGCGGCCUUCACGGUGCUCAAAUGUUGGCACCAGUGUUACUGGAGAUGUUCGGUGAAAAUGGUUAUGCCAUGCUAGUGGAUGAAGGCUCUGGAUAUGGCGAACAGUUUGGCCGAGUCAUCGCAACUCCCGGAAUUUCGGAGAAAGGAUAUUUGGAUGUGAUGAUAAAUGUUGCAUCUCCUGGUGGACACUCGAGUCUUCCACCGUAUCAUACUAGCAUUGGCAUACUGGCGGACAUGCUCGUUAACAUUGAGAGAAAUCCAUUCGAAGUUCAUCUUGAAAGAGGUUCACCGACAUACAAGAUUGCACAAUGUCUUGUUCACACACCUGACCUUCCUGCAUCACUGCGAAGGGACAUCAUUCGCGCAGAGCAUAAUGAACUUGCUCUUCGCCGCGCUGAGCAGGAACUCUUCAAGAACCCAAUGUUUAAAAAUCUUGUCGGAACCACUCAAGCUAUUGACCUCAUUCACGGAGGGGUAAAAGUCAAUGCCCUGCCAGAGCAAGCUUGGGCUGUAGUGAACCAUCGCAUUUCGACGCAGAGUUCCGUCACUGCAACGAAAGGGCGUGAUACUGAACUGCUCAUAUCGCUGGCAAGCCAAUUCAACCUAUCAUAUACUGCCUUCGGUGCUAGGAUAACUGAUGCUGAUGCUCCCGCGUUUGGCACCUUGACACUAUCUGAAGCUUAUACGCACGGACUUGAGCCUGCUCCAGUCUCACCCACUGGACAUGACGCCGUGCCUUACCAAUUGUUAUCUGGUACUAUCAGAGCUGCAUAUAACUCUCACAGAGGUCUUUCAGAUGAUGACAGCUUGAUCAUCAGUCCUGGAAUCAUGUCAGGCAACACAGACACGAGGUACUAUUGGCAGCUGACCGAGCACAUCUUCCGCUAUGGCCAUACAGACGGUGCUACUGGUGGAAGCAUUAUUUCUGGGGUACACACCAUCAACGAGGCCAUUAAGAUCAGCAACUUUGUUGAAAUGAUUCAAUUCUUCACCACACUUAUUCUCAACGUUGAUGAAUCGGAGUUGCCCUGAGAGAGAAUUUCUGUAUUUUAGUAUACUGAAGGAGUUAAGACGCGGUGCCCUUUGCAUGGCUGUAUGGGAACAAAUAUGAGUAGUAAUGGUACAAAUCGCUGAUGUACGUGAGUAAGCUAGUUUAAGUUCGGCGUCCGAGUUACUGUCAGUCCUGAGUUUACGACUCAUGACAAAUUUUG
This is a messenger RNA of Suillus plorans, 2287 nucleotides long. RefSeq lists its product as uncharacterized. Gene Ontology annotation, molecular function: metallocarboxypeptidase activity. Gene Ontology annotation, cellular component: fungal-type vacuole lumen. NCBI's taxonomy places the organism in Eukaryota, Fungi, Basidiomycota, Agaricomycetes, Boletales, Suillaceae. The record is from RefSeq and is a predicted model, not a curated record. The coding region runs from base 333 to 2108 and encodes 591 amino acids. The transcript is spliced from 14 exons.